This is a messenger RNA of Letharia lupina, 792 nucleotides long. RefSeq lists its product as uncharacterized. The transcript has 3 exons. Lineage: Eukaryota; Fungi; Ascomycota; Lecanoromycetes; Lecanorales; Parmeliaceae. The coding region runs from base 1 to 792 and encodes 263 amino acids. The record is from RefSeq and is a predicted model, not a curated record.
AUGGUCAUCAGCGAUUACAUGGCUGCGUCGCGACGGAGUCCAUUGAUGAGAGAUCAGUGGAGAGCCGGCGACGACCAUAGGGACAGUAAUCGUCGAAGAAACAGAGGCACAGACGACCGCCGCAAGAUCUCGCCCGCAGCCCCACGAGAGACAGACGUGGGCCUGAAGAUCAAGGGCAGAGCAGCAGCCGACUCUGCGCCGGGGUCACCAUCCGAUCAUAAGAGGUCGGAGAGGGACAACACAUUGGGGAAAGAUCGUGCAAGAGGAUCCAGUCGUUCGCCGCCAAGACGUAGGCCAAGAGACGAGGAGCUGGUCCAACGUCGAGAAUCUAGUGGGGACCGAUAUCCCGAAAGGCCACGACAUCGAGACGAAGGCGGUCAGACUGAUAGACGGAGAAUAACACGGAGUAGAUCACCGCAACGUGAAUUGUUUGGUUUCAGGGAGGAACGGAGAAGGCAUCGCAGCCCGAUUCACUCCGGUCGAACUGACACCUUCCGCCCAAGCAGUAGACGUCGCGAACGAGCUAACUCACCGCCACGUUCAAAUCGAGGUGACCAUUACUCGUCCACAUAUACUGACUUGAGUGGCUCCGCUGGCCGUUUCGGAGACUCCGUCCUCGGUCGAGAGACAGGCCUUCAAGAUCAAGGAGAAUUUCUCCUGAACGUCCACGUCCACGUCCAAAGCGGCGCUCAUCUCCUGGUCGUGGGUCUAAAAAAGAGGGUGAAUCUACUGCAUCCAGCUACCGUCCUUUACCCCGCUCUGGGAAUUCACCAAGAAGGCACAAAGAGCUAA